AAGACUUGGAGGAGCUUAAAGUCGGGCAGCUGUGAGGAGGCUCUGCAGACCGACUCAUUUCUUCAACAUGAAUCUUGCUCUGGUGCUGUUGGCGACGUCUCUGCUGGCCGCAGCGGCCGCUCAGUCUCAUGACCAUCAGGACAUGGGCUGGGUCAACGGAUACCGCCAGGGCUUCAACUUCCAGUGUCCCCACGGGGAGGUCAUGGUGGCCAUCAGGAGCUACUAUAGUGAGGCGGACGGCUCGGACCGAUUGUGGACAUUUGAGUGCCAGCCCACACCUGAGGGUCUGGGGGAGCCCAGUGACUGCUGGUGGGACGACAUCAACCGAGCCGGGAUGGAGUGGACUUCAACGUGUACACGAAACGGCCUGGUGGCGGGCAUACAGAGCAAGUACUUCCAAUCCACUCUGGACCGGGAGUGGCAGUUUUACUGCUGCUAUUACAAACGCCGCUGUCCAUACUCCUGCAUGAAGACCAGCGACAUCCCUGAAUACUUCAGGGAAGAGGCCGAGCUGGUGGUUCCCACCUACGGCUACUUCAUCCGAGGAGCCCAGACCACCUUCAGCGGAGUCCUCAGAGAUCGGCAGUGGAAGUACAUCCUGUGCAGAAUGACAGACUUUGACUGUGAAUUUGAAAAUUUAUAAACUUCUAAACAGGAUUUUUUGCUUUACAUACACAUAUUUUAAACUACAUAUUUACUCUUACAUUUAAACAGAAACAUAAUACUGAGAUUAAACAUAACACAUUCAUGUUUUCAGUCAUGUAUCAAGUACAGGUGUGUGAUAUCUGCCUGUGUUUUUUAGUCUAGCAUUCAAAAAUAUGCUCAUAUGAUGGUAAAUGUUAAGAUAAACAUGGAGACAGAGGGUCUACAGAAGAUUUAGGUUUCAUUUAGUUUUCAUUUAGUGUUUUCAUUGAGUUAUCGGAGGAACUGGAAGUCAUUUGGCAGCAUGUGAAAGUGGUUUUCCAAAACAAAGUCAAUUAUUUGAUGCUGUGGUCAUGGGGGUGGAAAACACUGAAUCAGGCUCCAAGACCUCUUAGUUUGAGGUCACGUGACGGCGAUGGCUGAACAAAAUGGCUUUGGUCGGACCAUUUUCACGGUUAUAAAAGCCUUGAGGGAGCAGGAGGUGUGACUGAUUGGGAUAUUGUUUCAGAGGUAACACUUGUGUUGAAGUAAUGAGAAGCUCUUUCACUGGCAUCAAGAGCUUUGCAUGCAAUGAAAAAUGUUCCACCUGCUUUCAAUUGACUUCACAUCUCUCCCUUAUUAAAGUGUGUUGUUGUGUUUGCCAAUACUGUACUGGAACUCAUGUAACUGUACUGUGUGAAAAUGGGAUUAAAAUCAUCCCCUUUUGAUUA
Molecule: messenger RNA, 1352 nt
Organism: Plectropomus leopardus (leopard coralgrouper)
Lineage: Eukaryota; Metazoa; Chordata; Actinopteri; Perciformes; Serranidae
Gene: dpt
Product: dermatopontin
Biological process (GO): collagen fibril organization
Cellular component (GO): extracellular matrix
Source: RefSeq, a predicted model, not a curated record